This is a messenger RNA of Vombatus ursinus (common wombat), 363 nucleotides long. Its product is annotated as biogenesis of lysosome-related organelles complex 1 subunit 2-like. Gene Ontology annotation, cellular component: BLOC-1 complex; BORC complex; gamma-tubulin complex. Gene Ontology annotation, biological process: lysosome localization; endosomal transport. NCBI's taxonomy places the organism in Eukaryota, Metazoa, Chordata, Mammalia, Diprotodontia, Vombatidae. The coding region runs from base 1 to 363 and encodes 120 amino acids. The transcript has a single exon. The record is from RefSeq and is a predicted model, not a curated record. Gene Ontology annotation, molecular function: gamma-tubulin binding.
AUGGAGGAGAUGGCCAAGGAGGCCACAGAGUCACCUGAAGCAGUUAUCAUAGGGCUGUGCCAGGACGUGUUCUCCAAAAUGGCCAUGUACCUGACAGGUGAGCUGAUAGCCACCAGUGAAGAAUAUAAAUUUCUGGAAAAUAUGAACAAACUGACUAGCUUGAAAUACCUAGAAAUGGAAGAUAUUGCAGUAAACAUAAGUAGAAACCUAAAAGAUUUAAACCAGAAAUAUGCAGCACUUCAGCCUUAUGUGGAUCAGAUCACUUUUAUCAAGGAGCAAGUAGCAGCUCUUGAGCAGGCAGCUUACAAGUUGGAUGGAUAUUCAAAGAAACUAGAAGGGAAAUACAAAAAGUUAGAAAGGUGA